Radiomyces spectabilis is the source of this 2909-nucleotide messenger RNA. RefSeq names its product Metallo-peptidase family M12-domain-containing protein. Gene Ontology annotation, biological process: proteolysis. Gene Ontology annotation, molecular function: metalloendopeptidase activity. The coding region runs from base 89 to 2656 and encodes 855 amino acids. Lineage: Eukaryota; Fungi; Mucoromycota; Mucoromycetes; Mucorales; Radiomycetaceae. The transcript has 10 exons. The record is from RefSeq and is a predicted model, not a curated record.
AAAAAAAAAAAAAAAGAGCAAAAACCCGCACCCAAAAAAGGGACGCCCUUAUUUUUCAAAUUUUCCCAACCUUUUUUUUUUAUCGACUAUGAGAAUGCGCUACUUGGCCUGUUGUUGGCCACUGGUCAUUCUCUUGCUUUUUGCAUCCACUGUUCUCGGCCACAGCGUGAACAACCGAAGAAUCAAGCGAGUCGAACCCCUGACACAGAUUCAUCUCGACAUUGCACCUCGACCUGAAAGUUUCUUUGAGAAACGAAGCCUCACACGAAACCCUUCACACGUUCCAGGCGUUCAAAGUAUUCAAUACGACGAUAUCCUUAGACUGGCCGUACCGGCUUUCAACCGGACUUUUUAUUUGCACUUGGCGCCUAACCUCGACCUGUUUCACCCCAACGCCGUAUUAACCCAUGACGGUGCAGAAUAUCCUCUUCAGCACCACCAAUUUAGAAUUUAUAAAGGCGUCACCGUUGAAGCACCCUAUUCCGAUGCUCGAUGGGUCGCCGAUAAAGCCGGCGUGCGGCGGGACGAUACCGAAGACGACGAAGGGGUGACGGGAUGGGCACGAAUGAUCAUUCGCCAUGAUAUCAAACAUGAACUUGAUUAUCCCCUGAUAGAAGGGUCAUUCCAAGUCUAUGAUGACAUUUACCAAAUCAAAGCGGUUUCUAAUUAUAAACUUACGAAACGUGCUGAUGACGCCGAAUUCAAUGCCGGAAAUGGUGUCCAUCUACUAAUUUACCGAGACUCUGAUAUGGUGCAUGUCCCUCUUGUGCAACGUGACGGGUCGGUGGAACCUGCGCCUCAAUGCGCACAAGAUCGUUUGUUUCAGCCCCACAUGCCUGUCAAGCGACAAGCCAAAUUACGGCUUGGCCACGCCUUGGGCAACGGACUCGGUUACUAUGCCCCUGACGAUCCCUUUGAUGUCAAUGUUUUCAAACCUCAUACCACUGCCGGUCUUGCCAAACGAGCACCCGCCGGAUGCCCUACCACCAAAAAGAUUGUCUACAUGGGUGCCGCCGCCGAUUGUACCUAUACCAAGUUUUACAAAUCCACUGACAACGCCAGAAUGCAGAUCAUCAACGAUUGGAAUCAAGCUUCCCAGGUGUACGAAAAAAGUUUCAAUGUGAUGCUCGGCUUGAUUAAUAUCACCAUCCAAAACGAAUCCUGUCCUCCCAGCCCUCCCUCCAGCGCAGCUUGGAAUCGUCCUUGCUCCGAGUCUUAUCCGAUCGAAAACCGAUUGAGCGAUUUCAGUCUUUGGCGCUCUAGAAUGUCCGACGAUGGCGCCGGUCUCUGGCACUUGAUGACUAGUUGCGCUACGAAUGUUGAAGUCGGUGUCGCGUGGACGGAUCAGUUGUGCACGGUGGAUGCAUCAAAGCAACCUAGUAAAACCGGUGGCACAGAGUAUGUCUCGGGAACAGGCGUUUCAUCGAUCAUUCCGGACGAGUGGAAAGUCGUAGCACAUGAAAUUGGCCAUGGAUUUGGUGCGAUGCAUGAUUGUAAUUCUCAGCUUUGUUCAUGUCAGGGCUCAACUCAGUGUAAAUGUUGCCCGUUGAGUGCCAACCAAUGUGAUGCCGGGGGCGCCUACCUUAUGAACCCUUCCAGCAAUGCUUCAGCAAAUGCGUUCAGCGAAUGCUCCAUCAACACCAUUUGUUCCAGUCUAGCCGGAAAAUCCUGCUUGGAAGAUCCUGGUCAACGAAAAAUUCAAACGAAACAAAUGUGUGGUAAUGGUAUCAAGGAAGACGGCGAAGAUUGCGAUACCCAAGGUCGCGAUACGGACUGCUGUGACGGCAAAACCUGCAAGUACAAGCCCAACGCAAAGUGCGAUGAUUACAAUGAUCUGUGCUGUGACAAGUGUCAGAUUCGCCCGUCUUCGUAUGUGUGCCGACCCGCGGCGAGCGAAUGUGAUCUUGAGGAAAAGUGUCCCGGCGACUCUGGUGUGUGUCCUCCCGACAAGUACAAAGACGACACCAGUUCCUGCGGUAAUGGAAUGCAGUGUGCGUCUGGCCAAUGUACUUCCCGCGAUCAACAGUGUCGAGCUCGAGGUGUGUCCAUGAACGUCACACGCGCUUGCUCCGCUGCCAGUGGCAGCUGCGUCUUGACGUGUGCUUACAACGGUGGAUUGGGUACUUGUUUGCAGUUCAACGGCUAUUUCUUGGACGGUACAUCGUGCGGCAUCGGUGGCACGUGUAAAAAUGGUCACUGUGAUUUACAAAAUUUCGGUAGCAAUGUCAAGAACUGGUUCGAUCAACACAAGGAGAUUGUGAUCCCUGUAGCAAUUGUGGUGGGGUUGUUGUUGUUAUUCUGCUUUUUCCGUUGCUGUUGCUACUACCGAGGCGGCUAUCGUAAUCUUCGUGAUAAGGAUGCUUACAUUGUCACCACGGCCCCUGCAGGCCCCGGUUACAACAUGCCUUACUAUCCGCCUCCAGGUCAGGUGCCGUAUCCUCCGCCAGGUCAAAUGCCGUAUCCACCGCCCCCGCCACCGAAUGGAUGGGUGGAUCCAGCCGCUUACAACGGUCCUCCUACUCCUGCCGUUCCACCCCCCUCCUAUACACCUUCCCGAGGUCAAGCUUACGAAAUGAACCCAGCCGAUACUUGGCAAUCUCGAAGUGCUUCGCCACAACCACCCCCCCAAAAUCAGCAUAGAGAAGGUGUUAUCUAGUUAGCCAUUUCUAUUGCUUUUUUCCCUUUCCUGUUCGCUUUCCCUCCUUGUCCUUGUUUUUUUAUUAUGUCAGUGUAUGUAUUUUUUCUUCAUCUAUCUGCAUUAUAGAUCCCUAUACCUUUGUUUCUUUCUUCCCUCCCUUGGAGAAUACCAUUUAAAAUUUUUGGUUCCCUGCUGUCAUUAUAAAAAAAAAAAUUGGGAUGCAUUUGCCAAGAAAGAAUGCGCUCACUCUCCACAAUUCUUAUAUUUUUGG